Styela clava is the source of this 3230-nucleotide messenger RNA. RefSeq names its product retinol dehydrogenase 14-like. NCBI's taxonomy places the organism in Eukaryota, Metazoa, Chordata, Ascidiacea, Stolidobranchia, Styelidae. The record is from RefSeq and is a predicted model, not a curated record.
UUAAAUUUCUAUCAUUCAAAUUUCUAGUAUAUCGCAAAACCUUAAAUCAAAUUGAAAAUUACACUCUACAAAAUGGCUGAAGCGAAGAUAAAAACAGUCCAAGGUGGAAUGGUAAAUGAAGAUAUAAAAAUGACUGGAAAAACUGUUCUUAUUACGGGAGCGAAUACUGGCAUGGGACUUGCAACUGCAAUUGAUAUGGGAAAACGAGGUGCAAGAGUGAUUAUGACAAGCAGAAAUAUGGAUCGGGGAAAUGAAGCCAAAGAUACUGCUGUGAAAGAAUCUGGUUCUGAAAAUAUUAUUGUGAAACAACUUGAUCUUUCUUCUAUGGAAUCAAUUCGUGUUUUUGCAGAUGAUAUUAAUAAAACCGAGUCAAAAUUGGAUGUGCUAAUCAAUAAUGCAGGUGUAAUGAUGUGUCCUCAGUCUAAAACGAAAGAAGGGUUUGAGAUGCAAUUUGGUGUCAAUCAUCUUGGACAUUUUCUGCUGACUAACUUGUUGUUGGAUCUGAUCAAGAAAAGUGCACCAAGUCGAAUUGUGACCGUUUCGUCUGCAGCUCAUUACAAAUAUUUGGGUGCUGCAAUACAUUGGAAUGAUUUAAAUCUUGAAAAAAAUUACACUCCAACGACAGCAUAUGCUCAGAGCAAAUUGAUGAAUGUUCUUUUCUCAAGAGAAUUAAGCAAAAGACUUGAAGGAACUGGUGUAACAAGCAAUUCAUUGGAGCCUGGUGCAGUUAAGACAGACUUACAGAGACAUGUUGGAACCCAUGAAAAUCCUACUUUUAUGGAUAGAAUUAUGGGUUGGGCAAAUUCUUUGACAAGACGUUGGUGGAGAACUCCAGAGCAAGGAGCCCAGACACAAAUAUAUUGUGCUGUUGCCCCUGAACUUGAAGGAGUCACUGGGAAGUUUUAUGCUAAUUGCAAACAAACUGGAGAAUCUAACGAUGCAAAAAGAGAUGAUUUUGCAAAAAGAUUGUGGGACAUCAGUGAAGAAUAUACGGGGUUGAAACAAAAAUCAGAAGAGCAGCAGAAAACCGAGUCACCUAACGGUGGUGAAGUGCCAAAGGCAGAUGAUUGUGAAGUUGCACAGAAGGAGACAUGAUCUGGUAGCGAAGUUGAUAUUUUUUGUUUUCUUGUCUUGAAUCAGCUAACUGUUCAGUGCUGAAUUGGAAUUCAUUCGUGGUUCAACAUAAAACCCAAGUAAUAAUCUAACAUAAGUUUCUGCCACAACCCGACCUGUCAAGACAUUCAAUUUGGCCCUUGUCAACGCUCAGAUUCUCCCCAUGCGUUGAACCUUUCGCAUAAGCGAGAGCCGCAUUUUUUCCACUUGCCUUUCACACGGCGCUCUAGUUGUCGCUAAUGUAUUUCAUCAGUUAAGGGUCGCUACAACUUCUGUAAAGCUGAUGUUAACAAAAAAUGCUAGAACUUGAAAUUUCAAGUGUCCAACUUAAAUGUUAAAUAAAUGAAAAUUUUGCAUUGGGAGAAUUUUUCAGUUCGUUUUGUACAUGAGAAAAACUAAAUUUUUAGUGUGGCCUAGCUAAAUGUCUGAAGUUGUUGGAGGGCCGCCGACAAAAAAUGUUGCACACCCCUGCCUUAGAGUAAUCGAGUUAAUUCUGAUUUAUUAUUGCAAGUAAAUUAUAAUUAAAACUCUGUUAUAGAUCAUUCAUUUAAUCAUUGUCAUUUUUGUGUAUUGUUGAUUUUUGCUGAUAUGUACAUUUUUUUGAGUUAUAUCGCUUUAUGUUAAUUUUUAUUAUUACAAACAAGUUAGUUUAUAUAUGUGCAAAAUGAGACAUGGCUGCAAUUCGAUGAUAUGUGAAAUUAUUUCAUUUAGGCUUGACUUUUUUCUUAAGCCCAUGCCGUCUCUUUUCAUUCGAUCAAAUGGUGUGCCAUAGCUUGGAUAUCAAUAUCAUAUAAUCAAUAUAUACUCAAUAUAUUUUGCACUUCUUCAAAUAACUACUCAAAUAACUACGCUAUUUGGUAGGCUAGUACUAGUACUGUGUCAACAUGUGCAUCAAAUAUUUAAUUGUAUUCUAACCUUCUGUCAAAAGUAUUAUAUAUAUAUCCGAACCCAGAACAUACCAUGACAUUGACUUCAUAUUCUUACUUCGGAAAUUUUCGCCACAAUGUAUCAAACUCAACUAGAUGUUUAUAUCCGUCUGGCUUGAAACGUCUGUCGCCCACAAAGCAAAUACGAAAUAACGUUUCAAUGCUUAAUUGAGCCUGGUCUUCUUAUUGCAUCUUACCUCGUGUAUGCAAUAAAUUACUACAAAACGAAAUAUAUUUUGGGCUAUCGUGAUUUAAUUUUACCCAGCCUUGUCAAAAGUUAUUUAAUAUCACAUAUCUAUUUCAACUCGUAGUCAAAUUUGUAUAUUUCUAAAUUAUUUGUGAUGGGUUGCAAUGCCAAUCUGAUUGUUUCCCAUCUUAAUACUUGUUCUGCGUAGUAAUGUGUAAAUCUCGCAGAAGUUCCAUAUGCAUCCUGCUUUUUUUCUUCACCCUAAUGAAUUGAAAAUAUAAAAUUGUAUUACUGUUAUGCCUAUAAUUCAUAUCUCAAUCUAUGGUUCUUCACACAACACAUUAUUGUCACUCAUAGAACUUUCAAUUUUCCUGUGAUCUUAUCCCUUAUAUUUUAUCAUGUGUAAGCACAAAAGAAGAUUCAGAACAGAUUGAAAGUGUAAAUUAAUAUAAUAAAUAAUAAUAAAUUUGGUAUUUGGAAUUCUUAUUUUAUGCUCUUCUCUAUUUAAAAUUUAUUUAAAAACUUUCCUAAUCCCGAUUGGAAAUUUAUUUAAUCUCUAAUCAGAUAUCAUUUUUUUUUCACAUAGUGUAUAUAGUUUUUUUUUUUUCAUAUGUAUAUCCUGAGAGUGUAAUAUUACAGAACCUGUGUUAUUAAUUUAUUUAUUCAUGUGCUUGCUUUGGGUGGUAACCGACUCAGAUGACUGUUAAUGGUCGUAUCGUUACCACCCUGUCAUCUACCGAAACCUAGUUUUUUCUCAUUUUGCUAUCAUAUAUAUAUAUUGUAUGUGUUUUCUGGUAUGACGAAACAAUAAAUUCUCUCUCAUCGCACAUCGUUGAUGAACGUAUCUGCACAUACCAGCCAGAUCUGCCAUUCCCGUGGUAUAUUUUAUUACAAUUUUACCUAUCCGAUUUAGUUAUAGUAACCAGUAGUGUUUUGUAUAUUUUGCUAGUAUUCGUGUGGGUAACAAAUAUCAUUUUAAAAUAAAUAUAACAUCAUGCUACUAA